AUGGGAAAGCAAGUGAGAGCAUCUCCGGCGAUCUUCCUCCUCGUCAUCCUUCUGGUGACCACCGGAGAGACGACGGAGGCGAAACCAUGGUGGAAGAAAGUCGGAGAUUCCAUCGGAGGCGUCUUCGGAAAAGUAGGAGAAGCGGUAGGGAAUUUCAAAGCAGUGGAGAUGGGAUUGUCUUUAGAUGGAGGAUCUUGUGUAAGAGAGAUUUUGUCAGUGAGUACGAAUGUGUUCGAUGAAUGGUGCAUUGCUCAUAACGAUCCAAGAGCUCCAAUGUAUAUGAAUAUUGAGAAUAUACCAACUGAUGUCUCAAUCGGAUCCAUUUUGAAGAAGCCUAUUGAUUAUAUCCAGAAACAUUAUCCUAAUUUUUGGAAAGCUUGGAGCUUCAACCAGAAGAGUAAGAAGAAGAAGCCGAGACGUGCACUUUAG
This is a messenger RNA of Arabis nemorensis, 429 nucleotides long. The record is from the annotation of a GenBank genome assembly. Lineage: Eukaryota; Viridiplantae; Streptophyta; Magnoliopsida; Brassicales; Brassicaceae.